Molecule: messenger RNA, 474 nt
Organism: Paramecium pentaurelia
Lineage: Eukaryota; Ciliophora; Oligohymenophorea; Peniculida; Parameciidae
Source: the annotation of a GenBank genome assembly
AUGUAUAAUAGAUUAUUUUGGUCUAAAUACAUCUUUAGAGUAUUUCACAUCUCAACCAUCACUAUUAUAAGCGGAAAUAUAAUAUGGAAAUAUUUGUUUUCAUCAUAAAAUGAAGAUCCUUCAAAAUUAAUUUAAUGGGUAUUAUCCUUCAUUAUGAUUAUUUCUGGCUUCAUUAAUACAAUUUUGUUAGAUCCUAAAAACAAAAUGAAAUAGCAUUCUAAAUAAUGGAUUGGUAUGAUGCAUACUAAAUUGAUAUUAUGUAAGUAUUUAAUCUAAUUAGCAAUAAUCAUUAUGACUCCAAUCUUUAAUUAAAUUUUUGAUGAUCACCUUGCUUUGGAAAUAAGAUUCAUAUUUAUUGUAUUUUGGAUCUUAAUCUCACCUUUCUUAAGGUUUUAUAGAGAAGCCUGGUCUGAACAUCAUAGAGGAUAACAUACAUAAUUAUAAAUGGUUUAGUUUGAAUAAAUACAAGAAUGA